AUUCUGACAGUAGCUAGAUAGUUGUGUUGAUUGAAAGAUAAGAAUAUUAGAGGUGGAUAAAAGAGUAACUCUUUCACUGUCACGAUUCUAGAUCUGAAUAAAUACUAUUCUGAAAGAAUCUACAUAAUUGUAUUAUUUACAGAAAAGGAUAUUUGCGGGGAAUGACAUAGUAAUGGUUAAUACAUCGAUAGAAACUUUAACUGUUGACAGAUCUGAUUGACAUUUAUUAUGAGAAAAUCUACGUAUUAAUUGACAGGUAAGGAUAUUGGCAGUGGAUGACGGAGUACCGGCCUGAGUCCUGCCGAGACAAACCUUGCUAUAACGUAGGUCGGUGUCGGGAGAACAAGUACGGAGUCAAAUGUGCGUGUGAGAGAUCGUACACGGGACCGCGGUGUCAACAAAGGGCUCGUAGCUUCCGUGGGGGAGGCUGGGCCUGGUUCCCCUCUCUACAGCCUUGUCAAUGA
This is a messenger RNA of Homalodisca vitripennis (glassy-winged sharpshooter), 464 nucleotides long. RefSeq names its product neural-cadherin-like. The record is from RefSeq and is a predicted model, not a curated record. Bases 276 to 464 code for a protein of 62 amino acids. The transcript has 2 exons. Lineage: Eukaryota; Metazoa; Arthropoda; Insecta; Hemiptera; Cicadellidae.